Messenger RNA from Pneumocystis jirovecii RU7, 1905 nucleotides. Its product is annotated as DNA polymerase epsilon noncatalytic subunit. Bases 1 to 1905 code for a protein of 634 amino acids. Gene Ontology annotation, cellular component: epsilon DNA polymerase complex. Gene Ontology annotation, biological process: DNA-templated DNA replication; error-prone translesion synthesis. The transcript is spliced from 9 exons. The record is from RefSeq and is a predicted model, not a curated record. Lineage: Eukaryota; Fungi; Ascomycota; Pneumocystomycetes; Pneumocystales; Pneumocystaceae. Gene Ontology annotation, molecular function: DNA binding.
AUGGCACAGAAUACACUGUGUGCACAGCCUUCAGGUAAAUAUGUAGGAUCAAAAACACCUCUCUUUCUGGGCGUAAGUAUUGAGCUAUCACAAUUGCGGCCAAUUGCAUUUCGUGUAUUUACAAAAAGACAUAAUUUAACAUUAAAAUCCGAUGCUUUUAAGGAGCUUGCGGCUUUUAUAGGAAGAAAAUGUGGUCAGAACUGGCAUGAAGAGAGUGAAUCUGUACUGGAUGAGAUUGCUCGGCUUUGGAAGAAAUCUCAAGAAAACAAUUUUCUUGUCUCAGGUCAUUUGCUUCUUCCUAUUCUUAAAACAUGGAGCUUGUCAUAUAGUUCAAAAUUUGCGGAAGGACAAGUAUCAACCUUAUUGGAUAAUAAUACACUCUCCAACACGCCAUUGAAUGCAGUAUCAGAAAAUAAUUUUGACACCAAAGAGUUUUUUGUGUAUGUAGAUGCUUUUACUCAACCAAAAUAUGUUUUUGAUAUGACACACAAGUUAUUUAAACGCUCAGACGAAUUGCCCAAAAUAUUUGGAAAUGCUUCACAUAAAAUUUCAAUUUAUAGAGAGAGAUUUUACCUUAUUAAGCAAAGAUUACUUUCUAAUCCAGCAUUUCAAGAGCCAGGGUUUUAUGGAUUGAUAUUUCAUAAAGAAUGGCAUAAAAUUGGAAAAGAAUUUAUGUUACUUGGAAUGAUAUCAUAUGGUCCUGAUGGAAAACUUUGGUUAGAAGAUACAGAUGACAGGAUUAUGUUGGAAACAGAUGAAGCAAUUAAUGGAGGAGGGUGGGUUGUCCCAGGGUGUAUUAUAUUAGCAGAUGGCAUAUAUUUGGAAAAUGGAGCAUUUCAUGUAUUUGUCUUUGGACAUCCUCCAUGUGAACCUAAACAUUUAUCAGAAAAAUUAUUUGAACAUGUUGACUUUCUGGGAAAGAAUUAUGAUGAAUUAACAAAAAAACGCUUAAAAGAUGAAGAGGCAAAACUUGAUCAUAUACGAUUUGUAUUUGCGGCAGAUGUUAUGCUUGAUGAUAUUUCAACUAUGAAAGCUCUUAGAAAAAUGCUUAAUAUGUAUGAAAUACGGGACGAUAUUUUCCCUGAAGCUAUUGUUUUAAUGGGAAGUUUUAUUUCUGCACCAUUUCAUAAUAAUGGAUUUUCAGCUGAUUAUAAAGCAUUAUUUAACUCAUUGGCGUUUCUAUUAGAAUCAUUUCCGAAACUUACACAAAAGUCAACUUUUAUUCUUCUACCUGGACCUAAUGAUCCUUGGGCACAAGGAGGCAUACCGCUACUUCCACAGAAGGGAAUUCCUAAAGUUUUCACCAACAGGAUUAGAAAAUUAUGUAAACAUGUAAUUUUUGCUAGCAAUCCAUCAAGAUUAUUAUAUUUUACACAAGAUAUUGUAUUAUAUAGGGAUAAUACCAUGGAGAGACUAAGAAGACAUUCGCUUUGCUUUAAUAGUAUACAUAUAUCAUCUAUUCAUGAAAAUGAACCAAAUGAACCAAAUGAACCAAAUGAACCAAAUGAACCAAAUGAAUCAAAUGAAUCUAAUAAAAAUCUGAAUAAUGAUGUGUCUAUAAAUAAAGUAAAAAACAAUAUUAAUGAACAAGAGAACAACAUAUCCGAUUGUUCAUCAGACUCUCAACAAACUCAAAACCUCGUUCGGACUUUAUUGGACCAAUCUCAUUUGUCUCCAUUUUCUUUAUCCUCCAGACCAACUUUAUGGGAUUUUGAUCAUACUUUAAGACUUUAUCCAAUACCGCAUUUGAUGGUAAUUGCUGAUACGUCUUGCCAUGCUUUUCACAUUUCUUACUGUGGAUGUCUUAGCAUAAACCCUGGGAAAUUAGCAUAUAGCCAUAAAGCAUCUUGGGCAGAAUAUAAUCCAACUAAAAAUAAAGUGACUCUUUUUCAAGAACUGAUAUGA